Molecule: messenger RNA, 4277 nt
Organism: Eublepharis macularius
Lineage: Eukaryota; Metazoa; Chordata; Lepidosauria; Squamata; Eublepharidae
Gene: SYNE3
Product: spectrin repeat containing nuclear envelope family member 3
Exons: 19
Coding region: 214-3105 (963 amino acids)
Biological process (GO): nuclear migration
Cellular component (GO): meiotic nuclear membrane microtubule tethering complex; cytoplasm; nuclear outer membrane
Molecular function (GO): actin filament binding
Source: RefSeq, a predicted model, not a curated record
GAGCCUCUGCAAACGCCGUCGAUGCAAAGCCGGCCGCGACAGCCACGGGUCCUGGAGCCCUCCUGUCGCAGCCGGGCUUCGGAGGCGCUUUCCCCAGCAGGGUCCAUGCCACCGGCUUUCGGGAACUGAACUGAAGCUGGGAUCCUAGUUUGGACCAUUUCAGUAGAGAGGUAUCAAAGUUGCAGCCUGAAGGCUGAAGUUCCUUCUAAUGCAAUGACCCAGCAGCCACAGGAUGAAUUCGAAAGCAGUGUGGAGAACGCAAUAGACUGGAUGAAGACCAUCCAGGAGAGACUGAGGAUCAAUGACAACACUAAGGGGCCUCGGCCGGCCUUGGAGGCCAGGCUCAGGGACACGGAGAAAAUUUGUGAGUUGGAACCUGAAGGCCGGUUGAAGGUGGACUUGGUACUAAUGAAGGCCGACGCUCUCCUUCGGUGCCUCAGUGAGGACAAAAAGCACGAGGUUUUAUCCAAACUAAAAGACGUUAAAGCCAUGUGGGAAGAAACCGCCAUAUACAUUACUCACUGUCACAGCCGUAUUGAGUGGGUGUGGCUGCACUGGAGUGAAUACUUGAAGGCUCAAGAUGAAUUUAGUGUGUGGAUUCAUAACAUGAAGGUGACCUUGGAGCCUGACAUAGAGCUACAGCUGGGCUUAAAGGAGAAGCAGUGGCAACUGAACCACGCCCAGGUUCUGCUCAAUGAUGUCAUCCAUCAGUCAACCCUUCUGGAAAGGCUAUUGGAGGAAGCCACAUCUUUGUACAAUCGGAUUGGAGACCCUAGUGUAGAUGAGGAUGUACAGAAAAAGAUGAAGGCGGAAUACGCAGAAGUCAAGACCGAAGCACAGAGGAGAGUGCAACUGCUUGAAAAGGUAACACAAGAGCAUGAGCGAUACAAGACCAGCCUCGACCAGUUUCAGCUUUGGCUGACCCGUGUGACAGAAAGAUUAAACUGCUGCCUCAGCCAAGGAGCAAAACUACCAGCAGAAAAUAUAAUUAAGUCCCUGCAGGACGUUGCCAAAGACGUGAAGAAUGGCGAGAAGAAACUGAGACAUCUUGAAGCACAGUCUGUUGGUGUGAUGCAAAACACCUCCCCACUGGGAGCAGAAAAGAUGAAAGGUGAGCUGGAAGAUUUGAAAAAAGCUCUAGAGAAGCUGAAACUGGUAUGCCUUGAGGAAGAGGAGAGGCUGAUGAAAGUUCUGAGAUCUGAAAAUGCCUAUCACUCACAAGCCAGGCUUUUGGAGGCUGAGGUCCAGGAAUUCCGCAAAAGCCUCCAAAGGCUGAGAAACAACUUUGAACCAAACGACCGCAUGAGAAGCGAAGAGGACUUAAUCGCUCUGUGGAGGAGAUACCUAGCAACAAGAGCAGCUCUUACAGAGGAGGAACCCAAAGCUGAGAGGCUGAAGGAUCAACUUAAGGAGCUGUUCAGGUUUUCACAAGACAUGCAGCCGCUGUCGGAGAGCGUGUUAGGUGCAAUCCGGGAAUAUCAAAGCCUGAAGGGGAAGACAUUUAAAAUGAGCGCAGAGACUGAGACAGAACUGAGGCAGCGCUUUCAAAACCCUCUCAGGGAGUUCCAGCUGUGGAAACCGUCAGCUCAGAGACUCCUGGACACCACGGAAAAUGUUUCUGAUCCGACCCUGACAGACGCUUUCUUGCUUCAGAUCGAGACCUUUUUAGCUGAUAGCUCCCGCUUUAAGGAACAGCUCCUGAUGUUACAGCUGAAAAAGGAUUUCUUGAACAAUAUCUUUGACGAUGAGAAGGCGAAGUCUCUUUUGGCUGAGGCAGCUGAUGCCACCAAAGAAAGAGAGCGCAUACACAAAGGGCUGCUUCAAAGGAAAAGCUGGUUGCAGGCAUUGGUAUCUCAGCAUCUAGACUUUGAUGCCAUCUUCGAAGCCUUGCAGAAGAAACUGUCCAAUAUCAAAGCCAGAUUAGAUGCUGAGAAGGAACUGUUGCCUGAUCUGUUGAGUAAAGAAGCCCGGCUGCAGAGACUACAGACCAUCCAAGAAGAAAUGGCCGAAUGUGCCGUUCAAAUGGAAGAACUGGGAAAGCAUCCUCCGUUGGACCCGGCUCAGACGCGUAAAAUAAAGCAGCUUUUGUCCGACUGCCAAAUGCUGAAGAGGUCUCUGGAGACCAUGACUGCCCAGAGUAAGCUGCACGUGCAGGAGCACUGGACGUUCAAUGACAAAUUACUCGAGCUGCAACAGUGGCUUACAGUGACCCGGCAGAAACUGGAAUCCUACCGGGAUGCCAAAGAGGGGUGGAAGAUGAACAACAGAGCUUCUGAUUUGGAGAGGCUGCAAGCUGAGUUUGCAGAAAAAGAGAUCCAGUUGCACCUCACUGAGGCCCAUGGGCAGCUGGUUGAGGAAAAUUCCUCUCCGGAGGGGGCGGCCUGUGUCCAGACUGACCUGAAGAAGCUGAAGGGAUCUUGGAAGUGGCUCACAGACAUGAUGUCCGGUCUUCUUAAAAAAACGCCUCCGAACUGGGUGAUGAUAGAUGCAGGAAAGACCUUUUCAGGCCAGACGACAGCGGGAGGAUUUGCUUUUCACUCAGGGGAUGAGCCUGAGCAUUUUCAGGAGAAUCUAGUCAAAGGGGAAGGUGCCAAUGAUUUCCAGCUACUGAAGGAUUUCGAGCAAUUGCUGCAAGGAGAAAAUGCCGCACUGUCUAAAAUUCUGGCCAUGAAACCAUCCAGUGACAAAGAACUUCAGGCGUGGCACAGCAAGCUGAAGGAGCUUCGAGGCCGUGUUCCUGAGGGUCAGCGUCAUUUUGAAGAGCUCCUGAACCUUCCGCCGGUGGUCCGGAAUUCUGAGGGGCUGGAAGAAUUGCGCUACCGGUGGAUGCUUUACAAAGCAAAGCUGAACGACUCCAGCAAUUUAUUGAUGACAAGUUCUUGGGAAGAGCCAAACACAUUCAGAAAGGGACGAGGAAGAGGUGCCUGCUCUUUCCUCCGUCGAGUGUGCUGGGUGGCCCUACCUCUCCAGCUGCUUCUGUUACUACUUCUUCUUCUGGCCUUUCUGCUCCCUCUCGCAGAGGAGACCCACAGCUGCAAGCUUGCCAAUAAUUUUGCCCGCUCGUUCAACCUCAUGCUGAGAUACGAGGGUCCACCACCAACUUAAAUCCUCAACGCUUGCAGGUGCAGCCAAGGUGACAGAUUGUUAUCUAAGCAACUUUGCUCUGGGGUAUCUUAUCUACUGCACAUCCCCCUGGAAUCUCAGACAGCUAGUUAGGGACCCAUGUAAACUGGAAGCUUGGUUACAUGACUUACAGUGUCUAUAUAUGCUCAGGCUAUAGAAAUGAAGUAUCCUUAUUUAGAGCUAAAAUUCUAUUUUUAAAAAAUAUGAUUAUAUUUAUACUGUAUAUAUGUUGAAUUUUUAUAUGUGUAUAUGUAUAUAUCUCAGCAAAACAAGUCCUGAAAUCAGUGUUUUCAGCCUAAUUCUGCCAAUUUUUUAACAUCCGUUGUUAACCGAAGUUAAGCUCAGAGUGGAACUAGACAUAACAAGAAGUGUUGGCUUGCUACUAGAAACUGUAACUGCACCUCAAGCUCCCAGUCCUCUGCCCGUAACAUGCAGUUAAGAAAACCCAAUCUGUAUUAGCUGCUGUUGCUUGGCAGGGUGGGAGUGGGGAAUGCAUGAUAUUGUGGUGCCGUAUCACAUAUUUGAUGAGGGGUUGUCAGUUUUAGUGGCAGCCAUGAGUCUCUUUUCUCAUCUGCUGCACAAAGUGUGAGAAGGUGAGAGAUUAGCCAGGGAAUCCUGUGCCAGGGAAAUUCCCAGAAGCAAAUAGUAUGGAAUCAUGUUUAAAUGAACUCUACUAUAAUCUGAUACUGGAAAAAAAAGAAAAGAAAAGGGAGAAAUAUUAUACUUCACUGAGCAGCUACUUCUGAUGAGGUCUGAUGACCCCUAAUUAUUUUGUUUCUUUGGCCCAUUAAACACAAGCCAACUAAAACUACUACAUUUUCCAGUGGCAGAAUGGAACUUCCCUCCUCCCUCACUCCCACUGCAGUCCAGUGAUCUGUGCAAAAUGCUGCUCCUUGGGGGACAGGGAACCCUGAGGAAUGGCAUGAGUGAAAAAUGCAGCGGGGAGGGGGAAUUGGUAGACAUUGCCAGUUUAAUCCGGAUCCAGCCCCGCGAGUGGAAGCUUCAUCCAGUCCCACAAGGGGAAAGGUAUUUUUAGGCCCUCCACCCUUCCCAGCGAAGCUCCAGGGGCAGAACUACUUGGACUGGCUUUCUUGGAAGGAGAUGGAGACUUGCGCCUUUUUUGUGCAAUAUGCUAUAUUUACACAUACAUAAAA